UCCUUUCUCCUGUCAGGCCUCCCCUGAGCUCCGCCGUAAGUAGCUGCAGCGGCCCCGACACGAGAACUCUGUCUCCGGCUGUCUCUAUGGCCAGGACCGGGUUCUGCGACUCCAAGGCCCUGUUGGACUUGCACAAGAAGGCGGAUGAGAGGAGAGCCCCACUAAGAACUUGGACUAAUGCCUGUGGGCCUAUAGAUCGCUUUCAGCCUGUAGAAGUGGAGGAGUCCAGAACGGCCCCAGACAAAAUGGAACCAGAGAGCAGAUGGGAAAGGAGGCCAUCAACUCAUACCAGUGAAGUCCUCAUCAUGGGUUUCCAUGAGGAUAGCAGGACAUGCAAGGCUGCAGAUUGCUGUGUGGCGGCUCCAGUUCUCCUCUACCCGCACGGCAUGCAGGGGCUUCACAGCCUACACACCCUGGUUCCCAGCUUACUGAAACACGAAGUCGAGAUGGCACUUGAGAAUCUGGACCUUAUUUGGGAUCGAACGUAUGCCUGGGACAUGUUCUUGGACAUGAUGGGAACUCAAAUGCAAUACUCCUUUCCCAAUGCUGAUCUCCCUCGCCAAUUCACUGAUGCUACUCGAGCUAUCCUAAUAGAGUGGAUCAUUCAAGUUCAUGAGUUGCUACAGUUCCAAGAAGAGACUCUCUACCUAGCAAUACACCUCCUCAACCACUCCCUGCGACAGCUGAAGGUGUCCGUAGCCAACCUCCAGCUCCUUGGCAUGGUUUGCCUCUUUCUUGCUGCAAAGAAAGAGGAGAGCCUCCUUCCAGAGGUGUCUGCACUCUGCAGCUUGAUGGACCACACCUACACAAAGCAUCAGCUUCUGCGAAUGGAACGCAAAGUUUUGUGUGCGCUCAAGUUUGAUCUGUCCUUCAGUCCCCCGCUGCACUUCCUCCUCCUGUUUGCCUCUGUUGCUCGCUGCAGUGCUACGGUGGUGUGGAUGGCUCGUUAUCUACUAGAACUCUCUCUGCUAGAGGCCCAGUGUGUGGUGUUUCUGCCUGUACAGCUGGCUGGCGCAGCCCUCUGCUUGGCCCGCCAAGUUCUACAGGAAUGUCCAACGCCAGAGGGAGAGGCUGCAUGGUGUCUGGCUUCCAGCAUCCAUGUUGGCAGUGAGCCUACUCUGCUGAGGAUCAUGCAUAUUCUAGCUGGUGCUGCAGCCAAAGCCAGCUCCCAAGAGACCUGUGCUACUUUUAUUAAAUAUUCAUCCCCAAAGACAUUGCAAGUCAGUAGACACCCAGGUCUGAAUAAUGCUGCAGGUCUGCUGAGUGUUUACAGUUGACAUCUCUGAAUUGGACACAUUGAGUACUCUGCCUAAGCUCAAUCUGAACUAAUAUCACUUGUGUUUUAUAAGGAGCUGCAGAUUAAGGGUCUGAAGUGUGAGAAAUUUCAUGCUGAAUGUUGACAAAUUGUUUGUUUCCUUGCAUGGGAUUUAGCCGAGAAUGUAGCAACGUUCGUUUUAUAAUAACUUGCAGCCAAUUUAGAAAAUACUUUAAUUGUACUGAUGUGUUCUUGUCUUUUGUGGAGAGGAUGUGGGUCGUCUGUCAACAUGUAUGAAAUCUUUUUUUAAUGUAAAAUAAAG
Molecule: messenger RNA, 1577 nt
Organism: Xiphophorus maculatus (southern platyfish)
Lineage: Eukaryota; Metazoa; Chordata; Actinopteri; Cyprinodontiformes; Poeciliidae
Gene: ccnp
Product: cyclin N-terminal domain containing 2
Exons: 9
Coding region: 87-1277 (396 amino acids)
Biological process (GO): mitotic cell cycle phase transition; regulation of cyclin-dependent protein serine/threonine kinase activity
Cellular component (GO): centrosome; nucleus; cytoplasm
Molecular function (GO): cyclin-dependent protein serine/threonine kinase regulator activity
Source: RefSeq, a predicted model, not a curated record